Coccinella septempunctata (seven-spotted ladybird) is the source of this 2602-nucleotide messenger RNA. Its product is annotated as ras-interacting protein RIP3-like. The record is from RefSeq and is a predicted model, not a curated record. Bases 133 to 1794 code for a protein of 553 amino acids. The transcript has 4 exons. NCBI's taxonomy places the organism in Eukaryota, Metazoa, Arthropoda, Insecta, Coleoptera, Coccinellidae.
CUUCUUGAAGAAACAUUCGAGUUAAAUCACUCUCACUAUCGUUUACGUUUUGCAGUCUGCGGUCGUUUAGGGAAGAAAAAAAUAGUGUGUCAGUUCCCCAUACUUGUGGCAAUUGGAUAUCAGCAGUAAAGGAUGAGGUUCAGAGAGAUUAUCUCCUUAUUCCUUCUUUAUUCCGUCCUGUGCGUCCUCAGCACAGAGGCGAGAAGAAUCAAAGUCAGACCUCCGUUACCCCAAGAAGAAGACCAAGAAGACACCCUCCACUACUACGCCGCUGAACCACAAGACGAAAACCAACAACAGGUGGUCUACAUAUCUUCGGCGGACCAAUACAACGGCCUGUACGGCCAACCGACUGCAGCCUCCAGGGCCAGCCAGGAAGAGUACAUCCCACGGUCCAAACCAUCAGCCCAUCUCAUCAGAAACAAAGAACCGGCUAGAGCGCCCCCAGUCCAGACCAUCAGGAACUACAACAAGGUGAACGAUGACGGAUCUUUCACCUUUGGGUAUGAAGCAGCUGAUGGAAGUUUCAAGGAGGAAACCAGAGGUACAGACUGCGUAGUACGUGGUAAAUACGGUUACGUCGAUCCUGACGGUAACAAAAGAGAAUUCACCUACGUAUCUGGAAAUCCAUGCGAUCCCAAUGCUCCCAAGGAGGAGGAAGAUAACGGUGAGCCAGAAUCCAACGAGCCUGACAACGGACCUGCCAACUACCCCACCAGACCUAUACGCCCGGUCGUAAGACCAGUACACGUGACCCCAUCGCCCAAACAAGCCGUUACAGUGUUCCAGAACAACUACGAUCAAGGUGAAGACGAGCAGCCUGAGCCAGAGCAGGUAUUAAGGCAACAGCCAAUUCGAAGACCUGCCACCUACAUCACCAGGCCUCAGUACAUCCAACAACCUCAGGAGUCUUCACCAGCUUAUCAACGACCACAACACUACCCAUCAACAACCCCAGCCUCCAUUCUCUACAGACAGAGUUACCAACCGGUCAGCAUCACACCAAGGCCACUAACAGCUUCCACUGCAUCUGCCACAGCUACUCCCACCACGUACAGGCCUCAACUCCUCCAAGUCGCUGUGACUCCAAGACCGUCCAUACUCUACACCAAAGGGCUGUCCAGCGCUGCAACUACAGCGUCUACUCCCACCAGACAGAACAUCGACUUUGACGCUGAGUUCCAAAGGUAUCAGCAGAGGUUGCAGCAUAGAUUCCAAGGGGAAAACCACAUAGCUUCUCCAACCGCAGCCUCCGUAGCUAAAUCAACACCAAAGGCCACCAAGGAGUCCAACUCAGGCCAAAUCUACUCUUCAGCUCUGGUCUACGACCCAUCAACCGGCCAAUACAACACCCAGCUCUACCAAUCUUUACCACAAACCGAGGGUGACUUCUCGCUGAACCAGAGGAUCCAACCCUACGUUCAUCAGCCUCAAAGAGCUCAAACAGUAAACAUCCAACAGCUCCAAGCGCAGAGUCCUCUUUAUUCAGGUCAUUUGAGAGCCCAAGCUAAUCCCCAACAAGCAUACCAACAGCAGCAAGCCGAGACCCAGUUCCAAAAUUCAGCUCAGUUAUACGCCCAACAGCAGAAGGCCAGGGUUUUGCAACAGCAGCAGCAAGAACAACAGCAACAACUGCUGCAUCAACAACAACAACAGCAGCAGCAGUUACAGCAACAACAGCAACAGCAACAGAGGCAACAACCAGCUCAGCAAUUCUACUACAUCCAGCCACAAAGCCAGCAAGAUGGCGGUAAUUUGGCUGCCUUUUUGAGAGGGCACAACAUCCAAUUCUAAUCCCCGUGGUUUAACCGGAGUUUGCGUGUAUUUGGACUUUCAACGAGUUCGAUCAAACCACUAUAAAUUCAUGGAACAUGGACAAGCGUAAAAAGGGGAAGAUUAAUGAUUCUAUGAUCGCGCGAGGUUAUAAAGAGUACGUUCCGCAACUUUCAUAUUACAUUCUUAAUUUCUACACAGUCUCAGUCGAUUUCUGCACUACUUAAAGAGAUAAACGCUUUCUUAUCAACAAAGUCACCGCGGGGGAUCAUUAAUCCUGCGAACAAAUGGAUAUAUUACAAAAAUCGAUAUCGAUUUAGCAACAUCUGAAAAUAAUCGCUUCACGCAAUGCUCGGUCUACUAAUUUGAUAUGGGGGCUAUGGGUGACCUCUGCAGUUCACAGCGAUAGUGAAAGUGCAGGGCAGUACCCAAGGCAGUCGCCUGCUAGCUCUAAAACAGUCACGCCCAAUUGCAUAACCUCCAAACAUGCAAGCUUCUGAUCGGGAUUGUCUUAAGAGAACGUGCCAAGCUAUUUGCGCCCCUUUCAAUACAUUACCACUCGAAAAUCGAUUCAAAAAGAGUUUUCCUCAUGCGGACAUGUUCCUGAAACCAUAGAAAAUUACCCUAAUUCUUCUUUUUGUUCACUUAAUGUGCCUCAUCGAACGAUCACUUAUUACCAAAUAGAUACUGUCUUGAUAUUUAUUGACGAUUAUUUUUUUUAGGUUAAGGAGAACAUGUACAUAUUAUUAUAUGUUUAUAUAUUUUAUUAUUGACUAUUUUGUUUUACUUUGUGUUUCGAAAAUUCUUGAUUAAAGACUUCCACGAUGAA